Molecule: messenger RNA, 1768 nt
Organism: Tremella mesenterica DSM 1558
Lineage: Eukaryota; Fungi; Basidiomycota; Tremellomycetes; Tremellales; Tremellaceae
Exons: 6
Coding region: 158-1630 (490 amino acids)
Biological process (GO): ammonium transmembrane transport
Cellular component (GO): plasma membrane
Molecular function (GO): ammonium channel activity
Source: RefSeq, a predicted model, not a curated record
CGCUUUGAUUUUUUGACCCGCCUCAAACCCCACAUAUACAGACUGAACUGAUUCUUUUCAUCCCGUUCUCUUUUUUCUUUGAUCUCCAUCAACAAUCCAGCUACUUUAGCUGUUGUCUCACCAAUUGAAUAUAAAAGAUCAUUGACAAUCUGUCAAGAUGGUGAAUGUGACGUAUACGGAAACGUCGAGCGAUUUGCUUUAUUAUCAAGAUGAUGGGACUCCCGUUCUUUACAACCUGGGUGAUAUGGCCUGGGUCAUCGCUGCCAUGGCGCUCGUGUGGAUCAUGAUUCCCGGUGUUGGAUUCUUUUAUUCGGGUCUGUUGCGACGUAAAAACGCCUUGUCGAUGAUUUUCCUUUCCAUGGCAGGUGUGGCCGUCGGUUCUUUCCAAUGGUUCUUCUGGGGUUAUUCUCUUGCUUUCUCUGAAACCGGUUCAAAGUUCAUCGGAAAUCUCAAAUACUUCUGUCUUAAAGGCGUUCUCGCAGAACCUUCCAUCGGAUCCACUCGUAUUCCCGCUCUCCUCUUCUGCAUCUACCAAUGUAUGUUCGCCGUCAUCACCGGUGUCCUCGCCAUUGGUGGUUUCGCUGAACGAUCAAAAAUGGGACCUGUUCUCGUCUUCAUGUUUUGUUGGCUCACCUUGGUCUAUUGCCCUAUCGCCAACUGGACUUGGAACUCCAACGGGUGGGCAUUCAUCAUGGGAGGACUCGAUUUUGCCGGUGGAACUCCUGUCCAUAUCUCAUCCGGUACCGCCUCUCUGGCCAUUGCCAUUUACCUAGGCAAACGUCGUGGAUACGGGACUGAACGUCUUGCUUACAAACCCCACAACACGACAUACAUUGUCAUCGGAACCGUUUUCCUCUGGUUCGGAUGGUUCGGUUUCAACGGUGGUUCCGCUCUUUCCGCCAAUCUUCGUGCCGUCCAAGCUUGCAUUGUCACCAACCUUGCCGCUUCAGUCGCCGGUCUCACUUGGAUGCUCUGGGAUUGGCGUCUCGAACGUAAAUUCUCCGCCGUCGGUUUCUGCUCUGGAGCUAUCGCCGGACUUGUCGGUAUCACCCCCGCUGCAGGUUUCGUCGGUUCUCCAGCAGCCGUAGCUAUCGGUUUCCUCGCUGCUACCGGUGCGAACUUUGGUACCAAGCUCAAGUUCCUCAUCAACGUUGACGAAACCCUCGAUGUCUUCGCUUCCCACGGUAUCGGUGGGAUGAUUGGUUGUGUCUGCACCGGUCUCUUUGGUCAAGCUUCCGUCGCUGCGUUUGAUGGAAUCACGGUUAUUCCCGGUGGUUGGUUCGACCAUCACUACGUUCAACUGGGAUACCAAAUUGCCGAUGCGGUCUCUGGUUUCGCUUACUCUCUCGUUAUGACAACCAUCAUUCUCUGGAUCAUGCACUUUAUCCCUGGUCUUAGACUACGUGCUUCUGAAGAGGGAGAGAUUGUUGGUAUCGACGAAGCGUAUCUCGGCGAGUGGGCAUAUGACUACGUCGGUAUUGACCCGGAACUACGACUUCACCGUAUCGAGUCCAAACCUCAUCUUUCAUCUGGUGAUGUCCUCACUACCACUCCUCCGGACGAAGAGAAAGCCGUACCUGCAGAUGCCACCGGUAACGCUCUUGCGGGUGGUGGUCGAGUAGAUGUUUAAGCGAUGAGCAUGAUGAUAUGUAGAGGGUUUAUAGUGUUUCGCUCAUCUUGAUUUUAAUUUGCUUAUGAGUAAUAAUUUGUUCAUUACAUAUUCUUUGUCGUUAGACGUAGACUGAGAUGCACCGUGUCACGUAUAUUG